Trypanosoma theileri is the source of this 1578-nucleotide messenger RNA. RefSeq lists its product as uncharacterized. NCBI's taxonomy places the organism in Eukaryota, Euglenozoa, Kinetoplastea, Trypanosomatida, Trypanosomatidae. The record is from RefSeq and is a predicted model, not a curated record. The coding region runs from base 1 to 1578 and encodes 525 amino acids. The transcript has a single exon.
AUGCAACUUCAUUUUAAAGUACUUUUCUUUGUAGUGGUUUUGCAACAGCUUUGCGGGUAUCCACAACGUGCCGCUUCUCAAGCUGAUGUUCAUAUCGUCAAUGUAAGUCUUAUGACUUUUGGAUGGCCACAAGAAGAUGCACAGUUAACCGCACUCAAUAAAGUUGUUGGCUCUGCUGUUUGUCCACUUUUCUCCGGUGGUAAUGUUUCUAGUGACAUGAGUGUGGGUUUUUGCAGGGCCUUCCUUAGGUCAGUUGCACUGGAUCGCCUAGCCUUACAGGCGCAAGCGGAUACCUCAUCUUUUGCAGAUUCUCUGCAAGCGAGUCGUGCAGCUCUCGCGUGGGUGGAGGGUAACACUUCCGAGUUACUUGAAACAGUCACAACAGCAGUUUCGGAGGCGUUGAGUACGAAAUUAGUGGUGCCAACACAGUUGGGUGGUACGUAUAUAGUGCCAUGUCGUGGUACCAACAGUACCAGGGAAGUUCUGCCGCUUUGUUCAUCAUCUAAUAAUUGUAUGGCUUCUAUUGUGGUGGAGGGACUACAGGAGAGUGUGACAGAUAUAUUUUGUAGCUACGUACCGACUCCGUGCGGAGAUCAUGUGGUAUCAGGUGCAUUUUCAGACGACACGAUAAUGAUUAACAUUACGAAUGUAAAAAAUGCACUUGAAAUAGUGCUUCAGUUCACAGAAACAGUACGUGACUUAUCUGUGCAUGCCACUCGUGUUGAACUCUACUCACAAGGACGCUUGGCGCAACUGUACGCGAAAAAUGAAAACCAACUGUAUGCUACAACUAUCAAAAGUAUACCUCAUUGUGAUCCUACGACUGGACUUUGGAUGUUUUCACUGAUUGGUAUUGUCUUUAUCUUACUUAUCUUGUCUCGCUACGUCUGGUGGCGGGGUCGCCACACUGCAAAAAAGAAGGAGCGAAGAAUUAUUAUUGAGGAGGAAAUGCGAGCUCAAGGUGUUGACCCAUCUCUUUCCAAUGCAGGAAAUAGAUAUAGUCAAUAUGUCAUGGGAGACGGAAGCGAAUAUGCGCAGAAUUAUUUUACACAGGGACAGGAACAGCAAUACUAUGAAGGUUAUGACCAAGGAGAGGGAGAAGCAGGAGGAGAAGGAGAAGCAGAAGCAGAAGCAGAAGCGGCACCCAAUGAAUAUGAAUACACACAAGAAAAUAAUGAUAUGAAGCAGGAUGUCCAGCAGCAAUAUGAGGGAUAUGAUCAGAUGAAUACACUCAAUGGAUACGGUGAUAUGAAGGAACAGUAUUCCGCUGGGCAAGGUGAAGAAGAAGAAUAUGAGGGUUAUGAUCAAGGAGAAGGAGGAGCAACAACAUCUCAAGAAGUUGAUGGGUAUGGGUACACACAAGAGGAUAAUGCUAAUGAACAGUACGAGGAACAAGAAUAUGGGGGAGAUGAACAAGGAAUGUAUGAUGACGCUGAGUACGCAGCUGAUGCUGACGAAUUCGUAGAUCCCGGCGACGUAGCAAUAGAGGGCGAUGAAGCUGCAUAUGUUGAAGAUAACGAAAAUGAGGUAAAUUCUCUGGGUGAAAAUAGCGUUGACAAUCAACAUGUUUCGUCAUAG